This is a messenger RNA of Cladophialophora carrionii CBS 160.54, 645 nucleotides long. RefSeq lists its product as uncharacterized. The transcript has a single exon. The record is from RefSeq and is a predicted model, not a curated record. Bases 1 to 645 code for a protein of 214 amino acids. Lineage: Eukaryota; Fungi; Ascomycota; Eurotiomycetes; Chaetothyriales; Herpotrichiellaceae.
AUGGGCUUCUUUGAUGACGUUGGCCACGCCUUCGAAAGCGCAGGAAAGACCAUUGCCGGCGCUGCCACGCACGCAGGUGACACCAUCAAAAAUACCGCCGAAUCUGCCGGAGGCGCCAUGGCUGGAGCUGCGACCACGGCUAGCACUGUCAUCAGUGACACGGCCAGAUCAGGUGCAGACACGGUUGCGCAAGGCGUUGUUGAUGGCACAGAGGCAGCCCUUGAAGCCAUGGACGCGGAACGAAAGAAGCAACGCGAGCGUAUGCAACAGGCUCAGCAGGAAUGGUCCAGAUUGGAUGACGAGGCCAACGAGGCUCUCAAGGCCGCACAGGUGCAGUCGCAGGCGCAAAUUGCCGCGGAGCUGAAUCCAAUCAAAGCUCAAGCAGACACUCUCCUUGUCCGGUUGACUGAAUACAUCAGUCAGAUUGAUGCAAUUCACACUCAACUGCAAACAAGGGUCGGCCAGGAAUACAACCAAGUUGUUCUCAAUCUCAAUACCGGACUCGAAGGCCUGACGCGGAUGGCCAUGAUCUUGCAGGUCAUUCUGUCGAAGAGAUUAGCAAAGCAAAAUUGGAACAAGCCGGCAAUAUGGAUCCCAGCGACUUCCUGCUCCAGGUCACCGAUGGAAGCCAAAGGGGUCUCCUGA